Polistes dominula (European paper wasp) is the source of this 6063-nucleotide messenger RNA. RefSeq lists its product as uncharacterized. Gene Ontology annotation, molecular function: protein serine/threonine/tyrosine kinase activity; ATP binding; protein serine/threonine kinase activity. NCBI's taxonomy places the organism in Eukaryota, Metazoa, Arthropoda, Insecta, Hymenoptera, Vespidae. Gene Ontology annotation, biological process: peptidyl-serine phosphorylation; peptidyl-threonine phosphorylation. The record is from RefSeq and is a predicted model, not a curated record. Gene Ontology annotation, cellular component: cytoskeleton; cytoplasm; nucleus.
AUUUAUCUACCUUUUUCUGUCUUUGUCUAUCUGUCUGUCUGUCUAUCUAUCUUUCUUUCUCACUCUUUUUCCACCCGGCUUUUACUCCCGCGUACGCGUUGGAAGAUCAAAGAGCGAAGAAAAAAAAGAAGAAGUAGAAGUAGAAGCAACAGCAGCAAUAGUAGUUGUAAAAGUAGAAGAAAAGAGAAAAGAUGUUAGGCGUGAGUCAGCCGAGCAAUCCGCCCUCGAGCUUGCGUCACUCCGCAAGCUUCUCCUGUCUACAAAGGAGUACCGUCGGCGAGGGCCAUCGUGCAAGAACUUCAACAUUGUUGCAACAACCUAGCCUCCAACUUACCAAUAGUCACCAUCAUCAUCAUCAUCAUCAUUCUCAGCAGCAGCAGCAGCAGCAGCAACAACAGCAACAACAACAUCAUCAUCAUCAGUACUCUUCUGGUCAGAGUAGUUCCUUGCUUCAACAAUCGAGUAGCAACGUUCAACAACGACAACAACAACAGCAUCAUCGAGGAAUUGAUACUGAUACGAUACAAGACAGUAACGAUUACGGUUUUGUAAAAGUCAGGCCACGUUUGCGAAGUACCAACGCAACGAUCUUUCACGAGGAAGAAGUGGCAGCUGCUAAAAGUGCAUUUAGAGAUCGAGACGCGUCAGCAUUCAGUGAUCGCGAGUGCGAACCCUCGAGUUUUCGGGAAUUGUUAAAGUCUAAGGAUCGAGAACAAUCACCGAAAAUUGCUAGUUCGACGAAAAAUCAAAAUCCAUUGAAGGGUGCCCUGAUAUUGUUCACGUCUACCUCGUCUUGGUGGAAAGCGAGACAACGAGAGGAACAACAGCUGAACGGUGGCGUUGUCGGUGGGUCCUCGAGUUCGGUGACCAACACCAACAACAACACUUCUACCAGUUCGAUGUUGCCCUCGUCCGAGCGAAAGUGGUCGAGCACCUCGAUGGCGUCACCCUCAAACGAGAGAAAGUGGCCGUCCUCGAUGACGUCGCCCACCAUGGGUGAACGGAAAUGGUCAGUCGGUAACAGCGUAUCUUUGACGUCACCGAGCAACGAGAGGAAGUGGACCAGGUCCUCGGUUUCUUCUAGCUCGACCAAUGUUCUCGCUACUAGCACUGGAGGAAGUGGAGGAGUAGGAAGUGGAGGAGGUCAACAGGCACAACCGCAACAACAGGAUAGGAAAUGGCGUUCCUUGGGUGCCCUUCUUCGCGCUCCCACAGUUGGCGGAGGAAGUUCUACUUCCUCGCACGCUACUUCUCUUCAAAAUUCAUUUUCUUCUCACAACAUGAGCGUUUCGAUGAUCGAGAACAGCAGCAGCAACACCGUAGAACGUUCGAGAGAUGAACAACAACAUCCACCACGUGGCUCCGUUAGCAAAUCUUCUUCUACUACGAGAUAUCAACAACCGAGUUCUUACUCGGCUCGUGUGUCCAGAGUCACCAGAGAUAUUUACAGAGAGAACGGUGAGUUCUCUGUUCAAGCUGCCAGAACCAAGGUCAGUCGUAGAUUAUAUCAAGAUUCAUCCGAGACUGCUAAUAGUAACGCGACAUCCGUGGAUCGUGAAAUGAUCGAUGAAAUUACCGGUAGACAUUCGCUCGUUAGACAUCAUCAGUUCAAGGACGAGUGCAGAGGUAGAACAAAUCGCGAAAGCUUUUGUAGAAUUGAUCAACAAACUAGUACCGGUAAUACAUCGACUACUAACACGUCAUCCUCGACUACUACUACCAGAUCGAGCAGGGCUCAAAGUUUUUAUCUUUUGGAUGAUUUCUUAAAACCACAACCACAACAAAACAACACCAACAACAACAAGUGCACGUUAAAUCUUUAUUUAUCUUCUCCUUAUUCAAAAUCCGUCGAAACUAAAAGAGCAUCUCAAGGUAACGUCGCUACGAACAUAACACCACCUAGACGUCACAAUUCGAGUUCGGAUAGUCUCGAAGUUGCUACUAGUCCUUUGCCGCCACCUGUACCACCACCGCCACCUCAGCUAGGUACUAGGGAUAGAGAUAGAGGUGAUAAUUUCAAGGAGUUUGAAGUCUGUCCGUGCAACAUGUGUUGGGCCUCGUUGCAGCAGAGAUCAUUUGCGGAAGAGAGUCCCGGAACGCUGCACAAAGAUGUCGGCGGUGCUGGUACCAAGGUUAGUGGAAAGACAGUCGGAGGUGUCGGCACUGCAACCCUCACCACCCUAUCAUCCAUUAAUAAUACAUCAAAUGCCACUCGAAACAAGAACAAUCCAGUACCACACGAGAAACCGUCGUUCUUCAAUACGAAACCCACGCGGGUGGAUAAAUCGAACGCCAAGAAUGCCAACAAUUCAACCAGUAACAACAUACAUGAAGUUUAUCCCGGCAAGUUGCCCAUGACACCUCAGGAAGCUCUGAAGUAUUAUGGAUAUAGACUUCCGGAAUUUGAACGUACCGAGAUAGAAAAAUAUUCGGAAAUUUGGUAUUUGGGUUUGUCGGCGAAUAAAAUUCACGGUGAGGAAGGUGCAUCACAAAACGGUGGUUACGAUGACGAAAAUGGUAGUUACAACAAAGUACUGCACGAUCAUAUUUCAUACAGAUACGAGAUAUUAGAAGUAAUUGGAAAGGGUAGUUUUGGUCAAGUAAUUCGAGUAUUCGAUCAUAAGACAGGUCAACACAUUGCAAUCAAGAUCAUCAGAAAUAAAAAGAGAUUCCAUCAUCAAGCACUGAUUGAGGUUAGAAUCUUGGAACACCUGAAAAAGAAGGAUCUGGAUGCCGAUGCAUCGCACAAUGUGAUACACAUGUUAGAAUAUUUUUAUUUCAGGAAUCAUUUGUGCAUCAGUUUCGAGUUAAUGAGUUUGAACCUGUACGAGCUAAUCAAAAAGAACAAUUACCAAGGAUUCACCUUAAGCCUAGUACGAAGAUUCGCCAAUUGUCUGAUAAAUUGUCUUAGACUACUUUAUCGAGAAAAUAUCAUUCACUGUGAUUUAAAACCGGAGAACGUACUUUUAAAACAACGAGGUAGCAGUUCACUCAAAGUGAUAGACUUUGGUUCUUCAUGCUACAGCCAUCAACGUGUAUAUACGUACAUUCAAUCGAGGUUUUAUAGAAGUCCAGAGGUUAUACUUGGUCUUCCCUAUGGCAAAGCGAUCGAUAUGUGGAGCUUUGGUUGUAUUUUGGCUGAACUUUAUACGGGAUAUCCUUUGUUUCCUGGUGAGGACGAGAUAGAACAACUCGCGUGCAUCAUGGAAGUAUUAGGACUUCCUCCAGAACACAUCAUCAAUAACGCUUCACGUCGCAGACUCUUUUUCGAUCAAAAAGGUGUUCCACGAUACGUUGCAAAUAGUAAAGGUAAAAAGAGAUGGGCUGGCAGUAAAAAUCUAGCGAUGGUUCUACGAUGUACCGAUACACAAUUCGUCGACUUCGUUAGCAGAUGUCUCGAGUGGGAUCCGAAGAAACGAAUGACCCCGGAAGAAGCAGUACGUCACGAGUGGUUGAGUUCUUCAUUGGUUAACGCGAGUUCCUCCUCGUCGUCUUCUUCGUCUACGAUGACAUCGUCAACAACAACGGUGAACAACACGGCGAACAACGGUAACAACGGUAACAACAGCAACCCUACUACUACUACUUCUUCUACUACGGCAGCUGUAGUCGAAACGACACAAUCAUCUCACGCCCAAACUGUAACACGUCUGACGGUUAGCGAAUCGUUGCAGUUACCUUCAAACAUGGAAUACGCGCCCUACAGUCUUCUCGCUCUCUACCUCAAGCACGAUAAACACAUGAAGAGGGUAGGCGGAUCGGAGAAUUCUAAGAGUAGCAGCAGUGGCGGUGGUGGUGGCGGGGGUGCUGGUGCAACGGACAAUUCCAAGAGUAGCAGCAGCAGUCUCGUCGUUAAAAGCAAAUUAAAUGGUAGCGCUAGUAGUCACGCAUUGGCAACAAGUAGCGUACAAACAACAACUACGUCAAGGCACGCAUCUACCGGUGACAUUGUAUCCAGCCUGGACCCUAAUCUCGACGAUUCAGGAACCUUCCUACCACCGAUAUUGUGAAGUCGGGUUUAUGCUAGCCACUUUUAAACGUCUCUCUCUAAACUUCGAGUUCAUUUCUCGUUCUCGUUCUCUGCCGUUAUAUAUAUAUUCCUUUUUUCCUCUCUUUUUUUUUUGUUUUUUUUUUUUAGAUCGGAAGAUUUUCUGGAGGAAUCGAUCAUUUUUGUUCUGUGUUGAUCGAUAUAAUAAACUGCUGCCUAGAUUAUAUUUUAUAUUAGCUUCUAUAUUAUAUCAGCUGUGUGAUCUUAUUUUUUGGAAUUUAAGAAAAUGCAACAACCAUUCUUCCGGAUAGCGUACACGGAAUAAUAAUAGAAGGAUUAAUAAAAAGAAGAAGCUUUAUUGAUAUAUAUAUAUAUAUAAUCGAAUAGAAUGUUACUCAAUAGAGUGUUGAUAGUCAAUUUGUUUUUGUGCAAGCUAAUAACGAAGAAAUCGAUUCGAAAAGUGCGUACGUCGCCCCAGGUCAAUUUAUUAUUAAAAGAAUUGUUGUUGUUCAAUUCUAAAAGUUGUUAAAAAUUUUUAACGACUCAAAAAAGCGAGAGGUAUGAUCUCAUUAAAAAAAAAAAAAAAAAACACGCCCUCUAUAUAUAACAACGAACGGCGUGUUAAUAAAAUCGAUUAAAUAUCAUGAGUGGAAAGAUUCUUUGUUUUUGUUUUUUUUUUCUCAAUUUUAAAGAGACAAAAAGAAAAAGUACGCUUUUCAAUUUUCUAUGAACAAUCGUUUUCGAUAAUGAAAUCAAACACACGUUGUCGUAGAAAAAUAUAAUAGAAAUGUGAGAGAGAGAGAGAGAGAGAAAAACAAAAAAAGAAAAUACGUGAUGAGAACGAAAACAACAACAAGUAGCAGCACAUGAUGAUGAUGAUGAUGAUGAUGAUGUUGAUGAUGCGCUUAGAAAUGGCUAGCCCCGUGUAGUAAAACGCUUGACACGUUCUCUCUCGAUGCCAAAAGGGCUUUAGAAGAUAUUAUCGAUUUAAUUCUCAGCCUCUCUCCCAACCCCCCCAACCCCCAGACCCAACCCAAUUCAAUUCAACUCUUACUCCUCCCUCUAAUUUCAAACUACAAGGUUGAAAUCGAAAUUGCACGUGUCCUCGAAAACUUUUUGAUUUGGUUGAAUGAAAAAACACAUGAUUGAUGAAACCUUUCAAUUAAAAUAAUGAGGGGUAAAAAGUUAAUCAAUUGAGUAUCAGAAAAAUCUUGAUGCUUUUUUUCUUUUAAUGGAAAAAAAACAAGCCGUGUUAAUCAACCCCCUUAAACCCCCAUCCACAAUCGUGUCCAGUAAAUUUUUCAAAAAGAAUCAAAAUAUUUCAAUCGAACGACAAAUUUCUGACAAAACCAUCUCGUGGUUGAGGAGGGAGAGGGGGAAGGAUCGUAAUAAAAAUCGUGAAGAAAAUUAUUCCGUGUGUAUAUUGUGUGUGUGAAUCAAAUAUGUGUUUUUGUUCUCGAAUAUGUAUAACAUAAAAUGAAAAAGAGAGAGAAAGAGAGAGAAAGAGAGAGAGAAAAAGAAUGGAAUUUCGUCGAUGAUCAAAAAAAUUUACGCGACACAAACAAUCAUUGACAAAAAAAAAAAAAAAACUUUACAAUAAAUAAUCUGAAUAAUUGUCGCGUUUAAAUCGAUAAUCUUUUAACGAGAUAUAUAUAUAUAUAUAUAUCUAAUUAAUUAUUGUUUUUGAUUUUUAAGUCAUCGCAGUAAAAUGGGCGAGGCUUAAAAAGAAAAAAAAAAUAAUAAUAAUAAUAUUCUCUAUUAUAAUUUAAUGAAUAUCGUCCGUGUAGUGUGUCGAAUGGAUUUAUAUUUUUUUUUUCUUUCUUUCUUUUGUUCAUUACUUAUAGUAGAAUAAUAAUUGUUUAGCAACGAUGACGAUGAAAAAAAAAAAAAGAUAGAAAAAGGGGUGGGAGAAAAUGUGUUAUUCGAGACACAUUUUUUGAAAAAAAUAUUUAUCGACUCCUUUUUUUGUUUAUUAAUUUAUUUUUUCAUCGUCACGUUGAUGAGAGAAGAUCUGAGAUGAGAUAUGUUUUUUUUUUUCUCGCACGGUUAUCAAACGGCUGAGAAAAAAAAGAAAA